Molecule: messenger RNA, 4352 nt
Organism: Mercenaria mercenaria
Lineage: Eukaryota; Metazoa; Mollusca; Bivalvia; Venerida; Veneridae
Product: sentrin-specific protease 1-like
Exons: 7
Coding region: 826-1896 (356 amino acids)
Biological process (GO): proteolysis
Molecular function (GO): cysteine-type peptidase activity; deNEDDylase activity
Source: RefSeq, a predicted model, not a curated record
GGAAAAUGUGAUCCAAGCAAGAAGAAGCAGCAGAAAGACUUUGAAAAAAGGACUUUAAAAAAAAGAAAAUACAAGGACAUAAAAGUUGGUGACUCUGUGUUAAAAUACAAUGCAGCCAGAGCUGCAAAAAAAUCAAAAUCUAAUAUAGACAAGUCUUACACAGGCCCUUAUAUUGUCAGAAGUAUCGUAGGGGGCAGGGCUCAGUUAGAAAGAAAUGGUACUGCACUCAAAGCAUUAGUGAGCAUUAAUCACUUAAAGUUAUUUCAUACAUCAGAGGAAGAUAAAAAACAUGAUGAAUCAGAUAGAGUGAAUUCUCAGGUUGAAGUGGAAAGAAAUGGUAAAAAAUGUGAUGAAUCUAAAAAAUGUGAUGAUUUCAGUGUGUUUAAUUCUCAGGAUAAAUCAAAGAAAGUGAAGAAAAAAAAUGAAACAAGUGCAACCAAACCCUCACAACAGAAGGAACAAAUUCAAGCUUAUAUUCAGGAUUUAUCUGAUCAAGGAAAACAUGAUGAAUCAGAUGGAGUGAAUUCUCAGGUUGAAGUGGAAAGAAAUGGUAAAAAAUGUGAUGAAUCUAAAAAAUGUGAUGAUUUCAGUGUGUUUAAUUCUCAGGAUAAAUCAAAGAAAGUGAAGAAAAAAAAUGAAACAAGUGCAACCAAACCCUCACAACAGAAGGAACAAAUUCAAGCUUAUAUUCAGGAUUUAUCUGAUCAAGGAAAGAUUAACCAACUAUUUGACAUUGUAGAGAACAUCCAGUUACAAAAGCCAUCAUCUUUGUUCCAUGCUAGUAAUCUUCUACAGACAUGCCCUGUGUACAGUUUAGUGAAUGAGAUGGAACGACUUCAUGCAGAUGGUGUGGAGGAAGUGGCUGCACAACUUCUACCACUUCUUCGAAAGAAAGAUAUGACCCUGUCUAGGAGGAGGGAUGUUGUAAUGAUAUUGUCCAGUUUAUGUUACAAAGCCCUUCUGAACUAUGAGUGUCCUGUUAUUCUUGCGGAAACACUGAAGAUUUGUCCCUCCCACCUUAGUAGAACAGUCGAACUGCCAAGCCUCAACACUGAUGAGAGAAUCAAUGUGGUAGGGGAAACUUUAGAUAAAGAAGACAUGUCAACGCUAGAAGAGGGUCAGUGGCUAAAUGAUAAGGUUGUGAAUGCCUUUUUGGCCUUAUUGAAAGUGGAAAAAAACAGAGGAGAUACCCAUGUAAUUGUCCUCCCUAGCUACGUUGCUGUGCUUUGGCAAGCUGGCAACUAUGAUAGUUGGUUGUUUCUAAAGAUCUCUUUCUGUAUGUUCAGUUGUAUUCUGCUGCCAAUUUGUGAUAAUGGUCACUGGAUCCUCAUGGUUGUGUCUCCGUCUGAAAGGAUUGUAAGGGUGUAUGAUUCUCUUCAUGGAGACCAUCAAAAAUACUUCAGUCACUGGCUUUUUUACAAUUUUGAAACAAAACAUUGCAAAACUGUUGGUCCUUCAUGCGUCUCCGAAGAGAAGCUUGAAAACUGGCAGUUCGUCAGGGGUUGCUCUAGCAAACAAGAAGAUGGUAACAACUGUGGUACUUUUGUCCUAAUGAAUGCUGAAGCCAUCAUAAAAAACAUACCAACUUUGGUUAUGCGGCAAGCACAUUGUGAAACAUACAGAAAGUAUGUAACAAAAAGACUUCUUAUGGAAGGGAAAAGAAGAAAUGAAGAAACAUGUGAUUUCGUAGACUCUUGUAGUGGGCCACAUAAAAAGUGGAUCCAGUGUGACUGUUGUGGGAAGUGGUUACACAUGAAAUGUGCUCAAGUAAAAAAAGUGGAUCCCAGUUAUAUGUGUGUUUUGUUGUGCCUUAUACAAGUGAUUCAGAUUGAAACUAUUAAACUUCCAAAUUGUAUGACAGUCAAUAGGAAUCUUCUGGACACAUUCCUGAAUUAAAAGUUCAGAUAUUUUUUUCAUCAUGUAUUAUAGCAUAUAUCAUAUCACCAACUGUAACCAUGCAUGCAGCAGUGGACUGGUGUUAUUUGUCAUUUCAGUAUAACUUUCAGUUGCUUUUCAAAGUCAUUUAUUGGUUAAUGUUUUUGGUAAAGCCCAAUGUAUCUCUAUUAUAACCAAAUCUAUUUACUUAAAACUUAAAAUGUUUUUUUACUAUUUGUGUCUACACCAGGAGAAACAAUCCUCACCACUCCAAUUUUUACAUAGUUAUGCUUCUUUUUAUUGUAGAAUUUUUGGGUUUAAGUUUUUUUUUUGAUGAAGUGCAAUAGAUCUUUUACUAUCAAAGUUGUUGACAUGAAAUUUAAAAUUUGCAGUAGCUCUUUUAAGUUUUACUGUCAAAGCUGUCAAAAUGAAAUAAAAAAAUUUAUUUACUAUAAAAGUCUACAACAGAAGAAACAAACUAUAAAACACUUAUUAUAAUCUUGGGCAGAGUUAUGCCCCCUUUAAACUUAGAUUUUAUUUGGUUCAAGUUUUUGAGAAAGUCAAAUAUCUCUGUAACUAUCAAAGCUUUUGACUGGAAACUUUAUGUUAUUUCAAAGUCUGCACCAACAAUUUUCGAUAACUGAUUAAAUUUUGAGUUAUGCCCCAUGUGAACUUAGAAUUUUUGGUUAAAGUUUUAGAAUAUUUUUUUUGGCAAAACUCUUGUUCAGAGUCACAAGCACAGAAAACUGUGUAUCGAGAUUAAUAAAGUAUUGAAUGAGCACUUUAUCAAAAAAAAAAAGAUGCAAAUAAUUUGAUUGAAAUCAAGUAUUUUGCUUAACUAAUUAAAGUUAAAUGAGGCUUUAAAUGUUACAUGAAAGACUGAUAGAACAAUUGCCCAAAUAGAUGUUAUACAUGUAUAUAUUAACAUUUUUAGGAAAGUAGUGCUUUCAACUGCACAUGAACACAUGUAGUUGGUUGUAUAUAGGAACCUCAGGGUUGAGCUUUUUUAAACUCUUAAUAUCUGUCUGUCAACAAUUUCUUCUGUGCAUGAUAGUGGUUUCACUUAUGAUUUGAUUUUAUAUAAACUCACACACAACUUGUAUCACAAUACGAUCUUGUUUCCUUUCAUGAUCCAGCCAUAUCUCACCAUAGGAUCCAGCCCUUGAAAGGGAAUAAUGGCUUUUUUCGCUGUUGUCUGAACGAAAGUGGUUUCAUAUAUGAUCUGAUUUCAACCAUACUUACACACUAGUAUCAACAUAAGAUUUUAUGAUUUUAUUGAGUUACAGCAUUCCAUUUAGAUUAAAUUUUUUUUUAUUUAAGCUGGUAUUUCAGUACCAACUAAUCAGGUGGAUGAAAUCUUCACAUUGUUGGGUCAAAUUUUUGUAUACAAGCUCAGCAUGGGCAUAUGGGAAUAGACUGAAAGUUCACACAUUUUUCUGCAGUGAUGACCUGACAUGUGGUUCUGGGACAAUCUGUGUAAUAAAAGAAUUUGUAGUCCUGUUUGGCACCAUAUAACCUAUACUGUGUUGUUGUGCCGUAAAACCAAAAUAAAUUUAUGAUACUGCUAUUUUGAACAGGCAUGUUUUGUGCCAGACAUUUGGGCACUCUUAUUUGCCUUUCAUAUGCCUUUAGUGACAAGGGUGUUGAGGGUUGCUGUCCUACUACAACUAUUGUUUGACUUUGUGUUUGAAACAGUUUGUGCCUGUGCACCAACUCAUCUUUUUCUGUUAAUGAUUAAAUAAAAAUCCCUAACUUUAUUAAAGUAGGAUGUGGUUGACUUUAUAUAUGUGUACCUAAAAAUUGAAAGGAAUGUUAUCUCAGAUAUAGUAAUACUAGUAUCCACUGGCCAGAUUUGUGUAAAAAUAUUUUCCCCACACACCAAUAAGAUUGUUUUUGUCAUUUGUCAGACUAUACAAGUGAAUUUGUCAGAAAUUUUAAUGUCUGUUGUGCUUAUUUGUUACCAGACAUUGAGAAACCACUUCCCUUUUAGAAAUCAUUUCCAUUUAUACCACACAUUGAGCCAAUCUCUGAAAUUACGUAAAUGGACACCUUGUUAUUCGUUUACAGGUUUUCAAAACAAAAUGUAAAUAUGAGAAGAAUGACAACAAACUUCACAUGUACAUUGAUGUACUUGGUUUUAGUUGUAUAGAAUAUUACUUUAGAUCGUUACUGUGUAUAACUGGAAGUGGAAAAUUUUAUAUUGGCAAUUGGUUUUAUGCCGCUGUUAAAACAUUAUUUGUUGCUGCUUUUGUAUAAGGUAGUUAUGAUGUUUAUUGAUGUGUCCUAUAAUACCCCCAUGUAUAUGUGUUUUCUUUAGAUAUAGUAAGUUGAUAAAAAGAUCUGAAUACUGUCUCGUUUAAGCAUGUUAAGUGCUACAUCACACAAAAGAAAAUGUAAGUUAUGUUAUAUACAUUUCUAUCUCUAAACAAUAUGUUAUCAUGAAAGAAAAGGAAAUAAAAUUCUGUUUAUUACUAUCA